CCGAGGGUUUGGUAGCGGCCUGGAUAGGUUUCUCUUUCGCACUGAACGGCGGACAAAGGUUUUGACGACGACCAUGCAGCUCAUUUAUCUACCUCAAUCACUCGAUGCACGCAGCUCUUAUGGCGUGCGUGCAUUUCGAUCCCAUUUCGCCCGUCCUGUUGUCUUUGUGCCCCGCCGCCCCCGUCUUCCACUGUUAUCAGUAAAGGCAGCGAAGGACCCAAGCGGCCCGAAGGUCGCGAUCGCGGGUAUUUCAGGUGCAGUUGGCCAAGAAUUCAUCCGGGUGCUUACCGAACGCAAUUUUCCAUACAGUGAGAUAAAAAUGCUUGCCUCGUCAAGAUCUGCCGGUAAAGAGGUUGAAUUUGAUGGUGAAACUUACGUAAUCGAAGAGCUAACAGAAGACUCCUUUGAUGGCGUUGAUAUUUCUCUUUUUUCUGCGGGUGGAUCUAUUUCCAAAAAAUUCGCACCUAUCGCCGCUGCUAAGGGUUGUUUCGUGGUGGAUAACUCUUCUGCUUUUCGGAUGGCUGAUGGUGUGCCCCUGGUAAUCCCAGAAGUCAACCCUGAGGCAAUGGCAGACUACAAACUUGGGAAAAAGAAAGGCGGUAUUAUAGCAAAUCCGAACUGCUCAACUAUAAUCGCUCUAAUGGCUGUGACUCCAAUCCAUCGCGCCGUAGGGGUGAAACGUAUGAUUGCAUCAACAUAUCAAGCUGCAUCGGGCGCUGGUGCUCUCGCUAUGGCCGAGCUUGAGCAGCAAACCCGUGACGUGCUGAACAAUGAUCCCGUCACGAUGAAUAUAUUUUCAUGGCAAUACGCAUUCAAUUUGUUCUCACACAAUUCUCCGAUGACUGAAAACGGCUAUAACGAAGAGGAAAUGAAAAUGGUGAAAGAAACUGCGAAGAUUUGGGGCACUGAUGCCGUUUCUAUUGCAGCUACAUGUAUUCGCGUCCCUGUAAUGCGGGCGCAUGCUGAAAGCAUUAAUCUUACCCUCUGCUCUGAACUCGAUGAACAAGAUGCAAAGGCUAUCCUAAGCAAAGCUCCAGGUAUCAGCAUAAUCGAUGACCGCGCGAAUAAUCGUUUCCCUACCCCUCUCGACGCAUCGAACAAAGAUGAUGUCUUUGUUGGUCGGAUUCGUCAAGACAUCUCACAGCCAGGUAAGUCCGGGCUAGAGAUCUUUGUCUGUGGUGAUCAGAUAAAGAAAGGCGCCGCGCUCAACGCUGUGCAAAUAGCUGAACUUAUCCUAUGAGCUAUGUAAGCAAACAGUGCAAAAACCCGAAGACGAUCCAUUCGACUUUGCUUUAGGUGACAUUUGUUCUUUGUGCGAAGAGGCUUUCGGUUUUGCGCUUUCACAUACAUAGACAAAAGACUUUGACCUGGCAUCUUUUAUGUUGAACCGGGCGAAAGUUACGCGAAGAUAGCUUAUACGAAGGUAAUAAGAGUACAAGUGCUUUAAACACCUGGUCAAUACUGUUUUCGCUGAUUAUCACUCCCUAAAAGUCUAGAUAAUUUGUCAAAGAAUCUGAGUUGUGCAUGGAGGCAUUAGUAUCGCGAAGGCAGAAAAAUGGCCUCAUUUCAAGCCUGCUUCGCAUUUUACGAUGUCGGCAUGGUCGGAGCACGCCUAACAAAAAAUAAGCUCAUGCAGACCAAUUUUUGCGCACAGAAAAAGAAAGGUUGGCAAUCUGGAAAAUCUGUGAGCAGGGAAAAUGUUGACGUGAAAGAAAUAUUCAGUGAGCGAAAUCAGAUGCACAGGACGAAGCAAUCAUGAUAGAUAUUCAAAUGUAAUGAUAACUUUCCCCACAAGAGAAUACAAAUGAAAGAUUCAGACGCGGCGAGGCUCUAUAAAAUGUUGUGACUCGCGCAGAAACCGACAAAGGAAAUGGAUCCAUAUUGCCGAAGUUUUGUGAACUCACAAACGGUGAAAAUCACAGGUAGUCUGUUGAUGGCGGCCUUUCAUAAAAGAAAUUUGUUCAACACAUUUUGCUUUGUUGCUGUUUCGCUUUGCUGGGGGAAAAUAUCAAGCACUCGUACGUCUCGACAAAUUCAGGCCCCUACAACACAAGCCUCACCAGAAGCUAGCGAAAGCUCAUUGAAAAUCGUGUGGAAGGUUAUCAUCAGGACUGUUACUUUUGUGAGAUGCCAUAUUUAACACAGAGUAAUUAUUGUAAGCGUUCAUCCUUUCUGUUACAGGCACGAUGCUCGAAACGUCAUGCACUUCGAUUCGCGUCUGAUGAGUGCGCGUCAUUCCUGCAUCAACUUUAAUGGGCUCGCCGAUUGCCCCGAUUGCAAGCCCCGCAUACCAGCGAUAGUUGACAGGAUCCUGCUCUUUCCAUGGAUUAAAUAUCGCUCGAUCCAGAAACCCAUCUUCUUCAGCCGAACACAGAUUACGAACGUACACAGUGCAACCUGUGCCGGUAUCAACUCCGGUAUCGUUUUGAGUUUGAAAAUAAACUCUAUCUAUAGCCUUUUUCAGGUGGAGCGGGCCCUGCUUGUUUAGCUGUUUAGAGAACCGUACUCGCGAUUUCGACUCGUGGAGUUUGCUGUCGAUGUAUAGACAAUCAUUGAAACCAACAUAAUUUGC
Molecule: messenger RNA, 2572 nt
Organism: Micromonas commoda
Lineage: Eukaryota; Viridiplantae; Chlorophyta; Mamiellophyceae; Mamiellales; Mamiellaceae
Exons: 3
Coding region: 74-1240 (388 amino acids)
Biological process (GO): L-threonine biosynthetic process
Molecular function (GO): aspartate-semialdehyde dehydrogenase (NADP+) activity; NADP binding; NAD binding
Source: RefSeq, a predicted model, not a curated record